GCUUCCCAACAUGUAAAACUCACCAUUACACACCAAAAACCACUAGUAUCCAACAAUGACUACCACAAGUGCUGCUCUCUUCCUUUGCUUUGCAUUCCUCUUCUGUGUGUCUCAAGGAGCAAAGAUUACUUUCACAAACAAGUGCCAAUACACAGUAUGGCCAGGAACCCUAACCGGAGACCAAAAGACUCAGUUAUCGUCAACCGGUUUCGAGUUGGCCUCAGGAACAUCAAACUCUUUGGACCUUCCAUCUCCAUGGUCAGGUCGGUUCUGGGCUCGAACAGGAUGCUCUAACAACAACGGAAGGUUCAGUUGCGCCACAGCAGAUUGCGGCUCCGGUCAAGUCCCGUGCAACGGCGCAGGUGGAAAUCCACCCGCAACUUUGGUAGAAAUAACGGUUGCAGAGAACGGAGGGCAAGAUUUCUACGACGUGAGCAACGUGGACGGGUUCAACAUCCCGAUGUCCGUAACCCCACAAGGUGGUAGUGGCGAAUGCAAAAGCUCGACUUGCCGGAGCAACAUCAACGCUGUGUGCCCUGCAGAACUUCAAAUGAAAGGGUCUGAUGGCAGCGUGAUCGGUUGCAAGAGUGCUUGUUUGGCUUUCGGAGAUGAUAAGUAUUGUUGCAAAGGAGCAUACGACAAGGCUGAGACAUGUCCACCAACGGACUACUCUCGGUUCUUCGAGGAACAGUGCCCUGAGGCUUAUUCCUAUGCUUACGAUGACAAGAACAGCACUUUCACUUGCUCCAACAGACCUGACUAUGUCAUCACAUUUUGCCCUUGAAUUCCUCACUCUAUAUACGAGACACACACUUCGUUCGGUGUAAAAAUAAGUGUAUGCACAAAUACAUGUCAUGAUGAAUAAGAAAUCACGUCUUUUGGUGAUUGUAUUGAUCAUAUAUAUAUAUAUAUAUGAUCCAAUAAACUUUAACUUUUAUAUUUGGUGCCUUUGGA
Messenger RNA from Vigna radiata var. radiata (mung bean), 954 nucleotides. Its product is annotated as thaumatin-like protein 1b. Gene Ontology annotation, cellular component: extracellular region. The coding region runs from base 56 to 784 and encodes 242 amino acids. The transcript has 2 exons. NCBI's taxonomy places the organism in Eukaryota, Viridiplantae, Streptophyta, Magnoliopsida, Fabales, Fabaceae. The record is from RefSeq and is a predicted model, not a curated record. Gene Ontology annotation, biological process: defense response.